UGAUAUUAUUGACCAUUUUAUUUUUAAUAAAAACAAAAUUCAGAGAUUUAAAAUGAAUGAUACUAAUUUAUCCAUAUUAUUAUUAUUAUCAUUUGCAUUGCUAGCUGCCGAAAAGACAGAAGCAGAGAUGUGCAGUCAAUAUGAGGAUGAGGAUCAUACCGAAUUGUUCCAUAAAUACAGACCGAGAUAUCCGAAAAAGAUAUUCGAAAUAAUCGACAGGAAACUUACCGAAAGUACCGAUAGGUUACCGAACGAAUUGAGAGAAAAAUACAAGAAAAAUGACAACGGUAGAUGGCGCGAGGCACUCGACAUCGGUUGCGGUACCGGUAUUUCGACAUUAAUGCUGGUCGAUUUUGUGCAAGAGUCGUUCGGUAUUGACUCGAGUAAGACGCAAAUUUUCAAAGCCAAAGUCGUAAGUUACGGUAUGAAGGACCCGAGCCGAGUAACGUAUUUAAACGAAGAUGCUCUUAUGAUCUCGCAAAUGUUUUCAGAGAACAGUAUCGAUUUGAUUGUCUCUGGCCAAGCAGUCCAUUGGCUGGCAGACAGGGCAAAGUUUUACGAAGCGUGCAUGAAAGUGCUGAGACCUGGGGGCUUGCUGGCAUUGUACGGAUACCGAACUCAUGAAUUUGAAGAUGAAAAUGCCGAAAAAAUUAAACAAGAGUUUUGUCCUGGGAUGACAAAAGAUUUUGAACCAAAGGAGGUCAAACAUUUAGAUAACAGCUACAAAGAUAUAUUUGAAGAACUGAAAACUCUAUACCCGAAUGCCGAAAGGGAUGAUUCGUUUACCGAUCAUUUAGAAUCGACUAUCGACCAUUAUGCCGGUUACUUGAGUAGCUGGUGCGCAUACCGAAACUACAAAAAGGUACAUCCCGGCCAUCCGGACAUUUUGGAUGACGUCAGAGAUAAAUUGAAAGAAAUCUUUCCUGGUGACACCCUGGUCAAAACUACCGCCAAGUAUUUCAUUCUGUUCGUUACCAAGGAAGUAUAAAAUAAUGUUAUCACAUUUAUAUUAUAAAAAGUCAAAAUAUUAUUAUUUAAUACAUUUUUAUUACGCAUAAUAUUUUUUAUAAAUGACAAGGAUGCUUUUGAAUCUACAAAAAAAUAAACAAUGAACAUAAU
Molecule: messenger RNA, 1119 nt
Organism: Helobdella robusta
Lineage: Eukaryota; Metazoa; Annelida; Clitellata; Rhynchobdellida; Glossiphoniidae
Exons: 7
Coding region: 53-988 (311 amino acids)
Molecular function (GO): S-adenosylmethionine-dependent methyltransferase activity
Source: RefSeq, a predicted model, not a curated record